Molecule: messenger RNA, 1476 nt
Organism: Coprinopsis cinerea okayama7#130
Lineage: Eukaryota; Fungi; Basidiomycota; Agaricomycetes; Agaricales; Psathyrellaceae
Exons: 2
Coding region: 1-1476 (491 amino acids)
Source: RefSeq, a predicted model, not a curated record
AUGGCGCCCCUGGUCCAAGGGAUUGCGAGUUUGACACUCGCAGCGUCCGUUUCCUACGGUGCUUUCCGAUUCUUCAAGCUCUGGCAACGCCUACGCUAUUAUGAACGGCUCAACAAUCGACUUUCAACCGAACUGCGCGCCGCCAAGCAAGAGAUAUCCGACAGGGAUACGCGGCUCAAGACCCGAGACGAGACGAUCGCGUCCCUGCAGGACGAUCUCGAAAAGUCGAAAACGCACAUCACCAACCUCGCGUACACGCUCCAGUCAUCCGAGCGGACGAAUAGGGAGUUGGCGCAGAGGGCGCAGGAGCUGGAGGGGGAGGUGCAGAGGCUGGACGGAGAGCUUGGGAAGUUGAAGCGGGAGCACGGGGAAGCGCAGAGGCUGCUCGACGUCAGGGCUCAGGAGCUAGCGGGAGCCCAGGCUUUCUUGACAAAGGCGGACUCGCUUUCCGGGGGGGACGUCAUCAGCAUGAUCGAGACGCUGAAUGCGGAGAUUAUGCAGCUUUCGGCUCAUAUGGCUGAAUCGUUCUCACCCAUGUUCGCGAUCUCCGACGAGGAGCGGUCUGUUUCGCCACUCUCCGCGGGAAGUGGCACCGCCUUGCUGGAGGAGGCUGCGGUUGUUAAAUCUUCGGGAGACGACGAUGCUUCGUUCCCUCGUACGGAGUCUCCGCAAGAGUUUAUGGAUUCCGAGGUACAGGCGAAGGAUGCGAUGGCGCAGGCGCUUGAGGUGUUUGGGCCUACCAUGGUCGAGCUCCUUCAGCGCACGGAUCACGCUCAAGACCCGGUUCUACUGCAGUUCGCGUUCCAGGCUGGCUUGAGCGCGUACACCCACUGGAUCAUCUCUUCUUGGUUCUUCGAGGACCCUGAAGACGAGGUUCUGCUUACUGAGAUCUAUGCCCGGGUCCGAGAGGCCGAGGAGCAAUCUGUCUCGGGACGGUGGAGAGCCUUGACGAGGUACCACGUUCAGCGAAUGAUGCGGGGUAACACACCAUCCCAUUCACCAUCUCCCGGUGUGGACGACCUCGUCAUCUACAUGGCGGACGCUCUUGUCAACGUCCUCCUCAUCUCCGGACUCAACCGCCGAUCACCAGUCACCGGACACCCUCUCUACACUCAUUCCCAAUUACACUCCCAAGUCACCUCCACCUUCUCCAACCAGCUCAACCAUAUCCUCUCAUACGCCAAGAAACUCAACAAGGCCGUUGGAGAGCGUGUGACGUCUUGUGAUUUGGAGGCGUUGUAUAUUGCUCCUGAUGUCAUUUUUAAUGGGACGACGAUGGAAGAUGCGAGUGCGGAUGGCGGCAAGUCGCCGAAUACGACGCCUACGAAGAACCCUGAGAAGGUGCUGUGUACGACGGAUUUGGGACUUGUGAGGGCGGAAAAGGUUCCUGCUACUAGGGGGGAGUGGCAUGAGUCGGUUUUGUUGAAGCCGAAGGUUAUUUUGGUUUCGGGGAUUAAGGAGCUGUUGGGUUCGUAG